Messenger RNA from Chelonia mydas (Green sea turtle), 2294 nucleotides. Its product is annotated as C-type lectin domain family 2 member D-like. The coding region runs from base 781 to 1419 and encodes 212 amino acids. Lineage: Eukaryota; Metazoa; Chordata; Testudines; Cheloniidae. The record is from RefSeq and is a predicted model, not a curated record. The transcript is spliced from 6 exons.
ACCCUGGGCUGGAAGCACUGGGAAUGAAUUCUCAGCCAAUCAGAUUGUGGGGCGUGACACCAGGAGCAUGGGCGAGGGCAUGAAGCCAGAGAACUGGGUGGGGAAUGGAGGGGCAACAGCUCCGGAGCCCAUUGGGGUGGCAUUGGGACAGGGGUGCUUGGGAGAGACACCACUGGUCACAAUCCUGUAAGUGGGGACUGGAUGAACACGAGUGAAUGUCACCACGUGCCUGAGGGAUCCCAGCAGGCCAGGGCCAAGGACUGAAGUGAGAUCCCUCCAUCUGGUCCCUCCAGGGCCUGGUGAGGGGAUAUAAGGGGGGAAUCCUGAUCCGGGGACCCCACAACCGGUUCUAAACAAUGGAGGCAAUGUCUUGACUGACAGGUCUGGGAGGAACUGUGUGAGCUCCCCUUAGAGAGAGGCUUGCCAUGUUCAGACAAUCUGCAUGGGGCCAGGAGGUGACUGGCCCUGCAAACCAGCUGCCCAGCCACCCCAGAGGGGCCUGGUCCCAACCCAGCGCUUGCCUGGAGCCCAGAUGGAUCCAGCAGCUUCUCCCUGUGCCGGGGCACCGCAGCCCACAGGGCAUCUUCAUGGCAGGGAUGGGCCUGGCACAGCCCCAGAUCGGCUGGAGAGUCCGGAGCAGGGUGUGCGGGGAGCCAGGGCCAGGACCCCCGCCCCAGCUCGGCUUCGCUGCUGCUGAAUCGGACCCAGUCACAGAGAGGAGCCGACCGCAGCGCAGCGUCUCCAGCAGCGUGUGCAGCCUGAGUGUCGCUGAGAGAGACGAUGGGGCCAGCAGCUGGACCUGCUGGGAGCGAAGAGCCGUGGCAGGAGUGGCCUGUUGAGGGCAAUGGACACCUGGAGGCUGGUGGGGAGCCAGAUCCUUGUCCUAACUGCAGGAAAUGUAACUACAAGACACGUACAAUUGCGCUCGCAGUCCCCCUCGCAACCAUGUUCUUAGUUCUCAUCAUUCUCCUGGCAGUGUGGAGACCUAAGCUUCCAUCAGCUGAUCUGGGCCCCCCAGCUUGCCCCACGUGCCCAGACGGCUGGAUCGGAUACCGAGGGAAAUGCUACUAUUUCUCUGAGGCCGAAAGGAACUGGACCUUCAGCCUGACCUACUGCUCUGCGCUCAGCGCCUCCCUGGCUGAGAUGAACAGUGAGCAGGAAAUGGCUUUCCUGCUGCGCUAUAAAGGCAAAUUUGACCACUGGAUCGGCCUCCGGAGGGACCCUGGGCAGCUCUGGAAAUGGGCCAAUGGCACCAAAUUCAACAACCUGUUUGUGAUAAGAGGAGGAGGUGACUGUGCGUAUCUGAAUGAUGAGAAUGGGGUCAGCAGCUUGCGUUGCACCAGUGAGAGACACUGGAUCUGCACCAGACCCGAUGCAUUUACACAGGCACAGGAGGCUGCCGUGAUAGGGGGCUCAUAAGGAGAGUACUGUGGAAUUAGUCCUCGAAAAGCCGGACUGAUCUCUUUACAAUAUCACAAUAUCGGGGAAUGCUCUGCGCAUCACUGGGCAGAGCACUGUGGACUCAGGUGAAAACCAGAGAUGCUAUUUGCACAUCUUGUCCCCCCACCCGUGCCGUCUCUUUUUCCGCCAGUGGAACGGCUCAAAUCCAGCCUUUCCUACCCCUCCUCAGCUGGACCAGGAACUCUGCCUAACUGAGCCAAGGCACCAGCCUCCGCUUUCACUGCCCUGACAUUCCCCCACAGAAGCUUUUUACUAUAGAAAAUGAUCUAUGCAAUCUUCUAAAAAUAUUCAUCAUUCCCAUUCUAUUGUCUGGAAUAGAGCUGAGGGGGGAUGUUCUCCAUUCUCUCCCCCCCUCCCCGCCCCAAGAAACUUUUUAACAAGAUUUUUUUAUGGGUCAGUUUUUGGGGUGUUUUGAAAACCCAAUUGAUUUUGAAGUUUGCAGGUUUACACCACCAGUUCCUGGUUUUUGUUGCCAGAUAUUGCUUUGGAUGAAAGAAUGAAUGUUUAAAACUGGUUUUAAUUUUCCAUUUUUAGUUUUAAGAGUGCUGCACCUGCCAAGGGAGUAGAACCCCUGUUACACUCCUCAUGGGACACCUAGGGCCUGGAACGUAGGAGUAAGAGGAGAAAUGUCUGUUCUCUCCCUUCCUGGAGCCCAGGGGGCUUGAAAAGGGCAGGGAGGGGGUCGGUGUGACACAGACAGACCAGGUGCCAGGUCAUGCCAAAGUCCCCAUGUCUGCUAUAGAUGCUUUGUAGCUUAGUUGAGUAUAUAUGUUCACCUGCUUUAGCCUUGUAAAUAAUUCUUAUUUCCUUUUUAAUAAAGUGUCAUAUAAUAA